Messenger RNA from Anoplopoma fimbria (sablefish), 3936 nucleotides. It is a transcript of the gene dstyk, whose product is annotated as dual serine/threonine and tyrosine protein kinase. Gene Ontology annotation, molecular function: protein kinase activity; ATP binding. Bases 716 to 3505 code for a protein of 929 amino acids. The transcript is spliced from 15 exons. The record is from RefSeq and is a predicted model, not a curated record. Gene Ontology annotation, biological process: protein phosphorylation. Lineage: Eukaryota; Metazoa; Chordata; Actinopteri; Perciformes; Anoplopomatidae.
UCCCUAAACUUCGUUUGUGUGGACUUUCUGUUUUGCAGUGAUUUGAUUGCUUGGUCUCAGCUAUGCGAGUUGGCGCGGACUGGACACACCUCGUCCUGCACCCCCACUGAGACUCCCCUCCUCGUCUUCCUCAUCUUCCUCAUCUUCCUCAUCCACACUGACAGGGAAGAAGAGUUCACUGUAGUGUCGCCCCGUCGCUCUCCAGGGUGGAAGAUGUCCGCUGGCUUUUUCCGGGCCUGAGCCAGUUUAGGAAGAUCUCCCCCCCUCGAAAAGCCUCGUCAAGAAAAAACGCCAACGCCAUCGUCUCCGUGGUGUACUCGGGUUGUCCCUCAGCGGCUGCCGUCUGUCUCUGUAAACACGGAGCCGUAUGGCUGUGAAGCGGCCCGGGAUUAACGCGGAGUUGACGGCUAUGUGUGUGGUGCCAGGCCGAGGCGAGGCAGGGCUGGAGAUGCCUUCAGGCUAGCAGCGCUAACCUUAGUCAGAUCCACGUUGUUUAGGUUUGGUAGACAGUCUGCAAUCAGCCAGACGGUCGGUGUUGACAAGAAGUAUGCUUCGUUAGUUAACCCUUAAAACAACCCUGACAGUGAUCUGACACGCGAGGCACCACAUUAGGCUCGCGAGCACAACAACAAAAGCUUCACUAAGACGUCCAGUUUUGGGGUUUAAGCACCUGUUGUAGCUUGUAAACCACAACAACAGGACCAAUCCGUGGACCAUGGAGGGAAACGUACAGCAACAGAAGACUACACCUCUGGCUCGUGAACUGACGAGGAUAUUUAACAGCUACAACAAACACACCAUUCAACUAAAGAAGAAUUUAAAGGAGACUAAUGCGUUCUUCCGGGAAAUAAGGCAAAACUACAGCAAUGCUUGUGCAUCGACCAUGAGCUCGGAUUCAGCUUCUUUUGAGGCAGGCCAGCUCAGCUGCAUCUCUUUCCCCAGCCAUGAAGAAGAGUUUCUGCGUAACACAGUGGGCGCUGCCCCGUACAUCCUGGUACUAGGCCAGGACUGUGCCGCCCGCUACCAGCUGCUUAACUGCCUUCUAGGGGAGAGGUUGUUGCCACUGGGCCCAGAGGCCGGAGAGGCUUGUGAAGGAGUCGAGGGCACUGCCUGCAAGAGGCGGAAGCUGUGUUUCACCCAUGGGAGACAGACACGGCUCAGCCUGGCACUGCCGGGCCAGUAUGAGCUGGUGCAUCAGCUGGCGGCUAACUGUGGUCGGUGGGACACGGUGCCCCGGGAAGACCUGGAGAUCCAUGAGGAAUGUGAGGACCCAGCACACAGGCUAGCAGAGCUGGAGAUCACCCUACAUCACCCACUGCUACAGGAAGCAAAGGUCAUGGUGGUACCUUGUCCGAGUGUCCAGCCCAUAGAAGAGGCCCUGGAAGACUUCACCCGCACUGUCAUCCCCAUCAUACUCUAUGCCAUCAACCAGGACUCCCUAAGCACAGAGCGUGUGGCGGAGCUCUGGAAGGUCAAAGAGAUGCUCCCCUUUCCCAUCUGUUUUAUUCGGAUCCCCGACACAAUGCCAGCAGCCUCCCCAGAACCCGUCAGCCGUGCGGAGAGGGAAAAGGAGAGGGAUAGGGAGAAGAGCGCCCUCCAUAAGCAGCUGCUGUCCCUCGGCUUCCUCACCAGCCCAAUAGGAAACUGCUCCUGUGGCGCCCCCACACAGACACCCGCCCCGGGUGCCAAGCCCCAGAGCGUGCUGGGAGAGGCUUUCGAAAGGCUGCAUCGGUUACUGGUUCCUUUUGCUCGCCAGGUGCUUCAAAAUCAGCAGGUGGAGGCUGCAAACCUGCUUAAUGGGGUUCAUUGUCGCUGUCUAGAUCUUUUCAUCAACCAGGCCUUUGACAUGCAGAGGGACCUGCAGAUAACGCCCCGCAGGCUGGAGUACACCCGUGAGAAAGAGGGUGAACUGUUCACCUCCCUUAUGGCCAUCGCUAACCGUAAACAGGAAGAGAUGAAGGAGAUGAUUGUGGAAACGCUCGGCAGCAUGAAAGAGCAGCUGCUGGAGGAUGCUGCCAAUCUGGAGUUUACAGACAUCAUCGUAACAACUAAUGGAGAGCCUGUUACAUCGAAGGAGAUCAAAUCUUGCAUCCACCAGAUCCAGGAGCUGAUAGUGGUUCGUUUGAAUCAGGCCGUGGCUAAUAAGCUGAUCAGCUCUGUGGACUAUCUAAGGGAGAGCUUCGUGGGAACUCUGGAGCGAUGUCUCAACAGUCUGGAGAAGUCACACAUGGAUUCUUCUGUCCACAAUAUCACCUCCAAUCACCUCAAACAGUUAUUAAAUGCUGCCUAUCAUGUGGAGGUCACAUUUCAUUCAGGAUCCUCUGUCUCAAGACUCUUCUGGGAGCAAAUCAAACAGAUAAUCCACAGGAUAACGUUCGUGAACCCUCCUGCCGUCACUCCGGAGUGGAAGCGGAAAGUGGCCCAGGACGCCAUAGAAAGUCUCAGUGCUGCCAAACUGGCCAAAAGCAUUUGCUCCCAGUUUAGAACCCGGCUCAACAGCUCCCAUGAGGCCUUUGCAGCAUCUCUGCGCCAGCUGGAGGAAGGGCACACGGGUCGUCUUGAGCGCACUGAGGACCUGUGGCUGCGUGUAAGGAAGGACCACGCCCCCCGGCUGGCCCGCCUGUCUCUGGAGAGCCGCUCCCUCAGGGAUGUGCUGCUGCACGGCAAGCCUAAGCUCGGCCGAGAGUUGGGUCGGGGCCAGUACGGAGUUGUGUACUUAUGUGACAGCUGGGGAGGACACUACCCGUGUGCCUUAAAGUCUGUGGUACCACCUGAUGAUAAACACUGGAACGACCUGGCUUUAGAAUUUCACUACACAAGGUCGCUGCCCAAGCAUCCGCGGCUCGUGGACCUGCAUGGCUCUGUGAUCGAUCACACCUACGGAGUCGGCUCCGGCAUCGCUGUGCUGCUCAUCAUGGAGCGGCUGCACAGAGACCUCUAUACAGGCCUGAAGGCCGGUUUAUCACUGAGAGAGAGACUUCAGAUCGCCCUGGAUGUGGUGGAGGGGAUCCGCUUCUUGCACGGCCAGGGCCUCUUACACAGAGAUAUAAAGCUAAAGAAUGUUCUGCUGGACAAACAAAAUCGUGCAAAGAUCACCGAUCUGGGCUUCUGUAAGCCAGAGGCCAUGAUGUCUGGCAGCAUCGUUGGAACCCCGAUCCACAUGGCUCCAGAGCUUUUUACAGGAAAGUAUGAUAACUCAGUUGAUGUUUACGCCUUCGGGAUCCUUUUCUGGUACCUCUGCACUGGUUCAGUUAAACUCCCAGAAGCCUUUGAGAAAUGCUCCAGUAAGGACCAGCUCUGGAAUAACGUUAAAAAAGGGGCCAGACCUGAACGGUUGCCCACUUUUGAUGAGGAAUGCUGGCAGCUGAUGGAGGCCUGCUGGAACGGGGACCCUUCCCAGAGGCCCCUGCUCGGUAUUGUGGAGCCCAGCCUGCAAAGCAUCGUGGUCCGGCUCUGCAACUGUGGCUCGGAACAGAAAAGAAGCAGCCUCGACGACUCAAACUGAAAACACUCCAGACAAACUAACAAACGUGUGACAGGGACUCUGAUCAGGAAAUUAUUUUUCUUGUAUUUAUGAAGUACGGAGAUGAACAGGUGACCAAUGAAUAAUGUUCGAGCUGUCCUCCUUUUGUUGGAUUUACAUUAUUUAUGAGAAGUUGAUACAGAUCAGAAGUUUGCAAAUAUGUGUGUUUUAUUGUUUGUGCUUUGUGCAUUUGUAUACAAGCUCUUCAACAUGCUUUUGUGGUAGUUGCCGUGCUAAUUGCUUCUUGGUCAUAGGAUUGUUACUAGAUGCAAAUUGUUUUAAAAGUAGUCCAUUCCCAGUGUUAUAAAAAAAUAUAAAUAUAUAAAAGAUUAAUUUUAGAUUGUAUUUAAACUGAACAUGUCUGCAUCUAUACAAAUACAUCUUUUUUAAUAAAAUGAUCUGUUACAACUCAA